Molecule: messenger RNA, 732 nt
Organism: Prunus armeniaca (apricot)
Lineage: Eukaryota; Viridiplantae; Streptophyta; Magnoliopsida; Rosales; Rosaceae
Source: the annotation of a GenBank genome assembly
AUGGGAAGAGCUCCAUGCUGUGACAAAUCUAAAGUGAAAAGAGGACCGUGGUCCCCAGAAGAAGACACCACCCUCAAGAACUACCUCCACAACCAUGGCACUGGUGGCAAUUGGAUUUCCCUCCCUACCAAAGCAGGCCUCAACCGUUGCGGUAAGAGUUGUCGAUUGAGAUGGCUGAAUUAUCUUAGGCCAGACAUCAAGCGUGGAGGUUUUACUGAGGAGGAAGACAAGCUUAUUUGCACUCUCUACGGUACCAUUGGAACAUCCCAACUCCCAGGAAGAACAGACAAUGAUGUCAAAAACUAUUGGAAUACCAAGUUGAAGAAAAAAUUCUUCGCAGAAAAUAACAUGAAUUUGGCUUCAAGAGAGUUUCCGGCUUCAGUUCCCAAAUUUGAAUUUGGAACCCCUCAGGAUCAUGGGACUUCAUCAUCUUGUUUUGAUGGUACAUUGCCAUAUCUAAUGGACGUGAGCUUGGGGCAGAGUUUUGAUCAACAAAAGCAAAUAAGUCAAUUUCCUCAUUCAAAUUUUCUGGAAGUUAAUGAUUUUGGCACUUGUGGAAGUAAGAGUUUCACCAAUAUUUCAUCAUCUCAAGAAGCUUCAAGUCUUCCCACUUCAUCUAUUUUGGGUUUGGAGAACAAUUACACCCUGUGGUCUGGCGAUGAAAGUGGGGCUCUUACGGCCUACGGAUUUGAGCCUCCUGCUGAUGCUCUUCUGGGUAACUUUGGUUAUUAG